Selaginella moellendorffii is the source of this 956-nucleotide messenger RNA. RefSeq lists its product as uncharacterized. Lineage: Eukaryota; Viridiplantae; Streptophyta; Lycopodiopsida; Selaginellales; Selaginellaceae. The coding region runs from base 32 to 850 and encodes 272 amino acids. The transcript is spliced from 9 exons. Gene Ontology annotation, biological process: SNARE complex assembly. Gene Ontology annotation, cellular component: lytic vacuole; endosome. Gene Ontology annotation, molecular function: SNARE binding. The record is from RefSeq and is a predicted model, not a curated record.
GAACCCUAUUUUUCUAUUUACUUUGUCAGCUAUGGCAGAAGGAGCUCACCUCUACGCUCUGGAUUUUGACGGCGUUCUCUGCGACAGCUGCGGAGAGAGCUCCAUUUCGGCGCUCAAGGCCGCGAAAUUGAGAUGGCCGGAGCUUUUCGCGAAUGUGAGCGCUGAGACGGAUGCAUGGAUUCUCGACAGCAUGCGGACUGUUAGACCAGUUGUAGAAACUGGCUAUGAGAAUGUUCUGCUGGUGAGAUUGUUGCUGGAGCUCAAGGAACCUCACCGUGGAAAAUCCUCGGUGGUGAAUGGAUUGACAGUGGAAGGAGUCUUGGAGAAUUGGGAGAAGCUCAAGCCUGUGCUGAUGAAGGAAUGGGGUGAAGCCAGUAGAGACGAGCUGGUUGAGCUUUUUGGCAAAGUGAGAGACGAAUGGAUCUCGAAAGACCUCGGGACUUGGAUCAGUGCAAACAGGUUCUACCCUGGAACAGCUGAUUCUUUGAAGUUCGCGACGUCUCAAGUUUUUAUUGUUACUACAAAGCAGGCUCGUUUCGCUGCAACAUUGCUUAAAGAGCUAGGUGGUGUCGAUUUUCCUACAGACAAAAUAUUUGGUCUUGGCACUGGGCCGAAGGUGGAGGUAUUGAAGCAACUCCAAAGUCGUCCAGAGCACCAGGGAAUGAUUCUCCAUUUUGUGGAAGACAGGUUGGCCACACUUCAUAAUGUGAUCAAGGACCCCGCUCUUGACAGAUGGAACUUGUACCUUGGUAACUGGGGAUACAACACACCGGCGGAACGCGAGGCAGCAGCUGCUAUCACUCGCGUCCAAGUUCUAGACCUCCCAGAUUUCUGUUCGAAGCUCAAGUAGACAAACACGAUUCUUUUGUACACUGAAGGAGCAGCAAAGAGAAAUCUUUCUUUACGCAAGGAAGACGGUCUUCCGAUAAACGAAGGGAAGUUAUUACCAUCUUUUU